AUGUGUUACACUCAAGCUGAGAAGACAAAAUUUGCAACUAUGACAGCAGAAAUGUUGAAAUUAGAAAAAGAAAAAAUAGUAGAAGAUGAAGGAGAAGAUGAAGAUGUAAUAGAAGAUGAACUAGAAGAAAUGGUAGAAGAUGAAGUGGACGAUGAAGUUGAAGAUGAAGUGGAAGAUGAAGUUGAAGAUGAAGUGGAAGAUGAAGUGGAUGAUGAAGUGGUAGAUGAAGUAAAAGUAGAAGAUGAAGUAGAAAAUGAAGCGAAAGAUGUGGAAGAUGAAGUGGAAGGUGAAGUAGAAGAAGAAGUUGAAAUAAAAGUAGAAGAUGAAGUAGAAUAUGAACUAAAAAUAGAAGAUAAAGUAGAAGAUAAAACAGAAGAUGAAGUAGAAGUACAAGAUAAUGUAGAAUUUGGAGAUGAUGUAGAAGAUGAAGAUGAAGUGGAAAAUGAAUUAGUAAUAAAAAAUGAUGAUGAAGUAGAAGAUGAAGUAGAUGUAGAAGAUGAAGAUGAAAUAGAAGAUGAACUAGAAGAUGAUGAUAAAGUAGAAGUAUAA
Apis florea (little honeybee) is the source of this 549-nucleotide messenger RNA. RefSeq names its product probable inactive protein kinase DDB_G0270444. NCBI's taxonomy places the organism in Eukaryota, Metazoa, Arthropoda, Insecta, Hymenoptera, Apidae. The record is from RefSeq and is a predicted model, not a curated record.